AUGUGUUUGCCGAGCCACGCACUGUGCCAGGUGAUUCCUCCAACCACAGGGUUUUUUGUCACGCGCGCAAGACGGAUGCUUACAGGCACGUAUUCAAACCGUGUACUAUGUUUUUUUUUUGUUUGGAAUUUCCGGCUUUGCUUUCGCCCUUUUCCUGUUUUCGUUUUCGUGGGCCUGUGCGCCACGUCACUGUUGCACUGUGUGGCCAAAACGCCAGUCCGAACAUUCAUUUAUGUGGGUUGCCGCAUCCGACACAAGAGGAUAUUGUGGUAUGCCCCGUUGCCAAAGUACGGGACUUGUACGCUACUAUAUCACGGCCGUGAUUACUAUGUUUCGCCUCUUCUUCCUUUACACACGGAGCAGCUGGGGCAGUACAACGGUGCUGUGCACGUGACGUGGGAACGCUUCUGA
Messenger RNA from Trypanosoma grayi, 411 nucleotides. RefSeq lists its product as hypothetical. The transcript has a single exon. Bases 1 to 411 code for a protein of 136 amino acids. Lineage: Eukaryota; Euglenozoa; Kinetoplastea; Trypanosomatida; Trypanosomatidae. The record is from RefSeq and is a predicted model, not a curated record.